This is a messenger RNA of Erigeron canadensis, 1509 nucleotides long. RefSeq lists its product as uncharacterized. The record is from RefSeq and is a predicted model, not a curated record. Gene Ontology annotation, molecular function: polyubiquitin modification-dependent protein binding. Bases 82 to 978 code for a protein of 298 amino acids. The transcript is spliced from 3 exons. Lineage: Eukaryota; Viridiplantae; Streptophyta; Magnoliopsida; Asterales; Asteraceae. Gene Ontology annotation, cellular component: nucleus.
AACAUAUGACACAUCAAAUACUCAUACUACCAUUUCGAUACCUCUUGUUUGCACACACACACACACACAAACAAUUACACGAUGGACAACAUGACCCUAACCAAAAUCCAAAUCUCCGGCCCAACCCUCGCCUCCUUGCUCCACCGUGUCUCUUCCUCCUCCGGCGACAUCGACGGCCUUCUCUUCGGCCACGUCACCACCACCACACCCAUCACUCUCUCCGACGACCCAUCCCCAUCCUCAACCACCACCAUCUCCGACCAACCCACCCUCACCGCCACCGUCACCUCCUUCUUCUCCUCCACCACCACCGCCACAUUCUACACCCCCUCCGGCGACAUCAACACACAAACCCUCACCACCCUCACUUCCAACCAACCCCCAUUAAUCGGGUGGUUUUCAUCUCGCCGGAAAACCCAUCUCCGGCCAUCCAUGAGAGAAACCCAGGUCACAUCUUCAUUAGUAUCAAAUUUGGGCCAAAACCCAUGUUUUGUUUUUAUGCUUUUAACGACGCCGUUUCAUGACCAGUUGAUACAUACACAUGAAUAUAAAGCUUUUCAGUAUGUAUCUAUAUCUGAUAUAUUUGUCCCAAAAAGUUUAGAUGUUGUUAAUUUAGGCCCUGCUUUUAGAGGGCAUUACGGUAAUUUCACUCCUAGUUCUUUGUUUCCUGAUUUGCCAUUUGAAGUUAAAGGCUUGAAUAAUAUGAUUGAAGAUGAUGUAAAUGAUGAUAAUGGUAAAACUGAUAAUGAAAAAUUUGGUAAAAUGUGUGAUGAAAAUGAUGGAUUUAAUAUUGGGAGAUUGAAGAAUUUGAUGGGCGAAAAUGCGGCUAAGUAUACAGAUGAAUUGGAAAUGUUGUAUAAUGGUAUGAUUAAGAAGUUGAAUGGAUUGGCUAAAGUUGUUGAAGGCUCUUCUGCUAAGGUUCUUGAACAGGAAAAUCAUAAUAUGAAGUUGAGGUAUAAAGUCGCUGGAUUUGAGUAGAAAGAUUGUCUGAAAGCCUUUUUUGUGUUUUUUGAGGUUGUGAAGUGAUCUAUUGAUGGAAGCUGGAAUUGUAAAUUUGAAGUAGUAAUGAAGUAGCUGCUGCUGUUGCUUUGGGGAAUUUCCAGGAUUCAUGCUGUAAUCAUAAAUCCAGCAAGUUUAGUUUCUUCUGCAAGAUGGCGCACUCAUGAUUUCAAGUUGUUCAUCGUCUCAAAAGAGUCCGGGAGAAGUAGUCUGGAUUUUAAGAGGAAACCUGUAUCUUGUUCGUGGUUUCUGGAUUGCAAGCCUCCCUAAGCAUCUUGUGUAUGCCAGAUUCUACUAAUGAUAAUGUUAUAGUUUUGUUAAUUCGAGUUGGCUUCAGAUAAAUAUACCUGAAAGUGAAGGAGUUGAAAGUUGCAUAUUGCUUGUUGUGUACUGAACAUUACUCAGUUGGGUUUAUAUAGUUUAGGACGUGUGUAAAUUGUUGUAUAAGGUACAACUAAUUAUGUAUGUCUUGAACUCUCUACAAAGUAGUAAAGUGUCAUGUUUAUUAAA